GAGAAUAUGUAUUUAGUGUUUAGUUGAUUGCUAUAUAAUUAUUAAAACGACUUUAGUGGAAACGAACUAUAUUUUUAGAGUAGUCUAAAAUGGUUAAACACAGAAGAAAUUUAACAAAAUUUCAAAAACUUUGUUUGCUUUCGUGGAAAAAUUGGAAAACACAGAAGCAACAAAAGCUCGAGUUGUUCUUAUCAGUGUUGGGGCCUUUAAUCGUUGCCAUUAUUUUGAUUUCAAUGCGACUCAGUGUAACUAUCACGAAAAUACCAGAGACGCACUAUGUGGCCAUCGAUUUGGCAGACACAUCACAUAUAACUAGCGACAAGACCGAACUGUUGUUUUGUCCACAAAAUAUUUACUUUGAAAAAAUUAUGCAAAACGCUGCAAUUAAAUUGUCGAUGUCGAACGUAAAGUCCUCACAAAAUCCAGAAAAAAUGGAAACAGAACUGUUAAAAGGUGACUAUUUCGCAGGAAUUGAGUUCAACGAUUCGUUACUUUAUACACAUUCAUAUCCUCAUACAUUAUCAUACACCAUACGGUUUCCCAGUGAUUCAAAUGAUGAAAAUAUGUGGCAAACAAGCAAUCUCCUACCAGAUAACGUAUUGAUGGGACCAAGAAACCUCCAUGACAAUGAUGGUGGCACACCAGUUGCUUAUAUCCGAAAAGGUUUUCUCGCUUUACAGAAUGCAGUGGCGAUUUCCUUUUUGGAAUUAGCUUCUAAUAAAAAGUCACUACCACCAAUUUUCAUGCAAAGAUUUCCAUAUCCAGAAACAGAAAUAGAUACUUUAAUGUCAAAAAUGGAAAUAUAUGUACCGAUUCUAUUGAUGUUGGCUUACUUUUAUUCAUCAGUUGAGUUAACAAUGUUUAUUGCAGAAGAGGAGGAAAAACGUGCAAAACAUCUGUUGAAGGUAAUGGGUGUGAAAAACUGGAUGCAGUGGCUGUCAUAUUUCACAAAAGAGUUUUUGUUUAUGGGGUUAACUGUUUUAUUCCUGACAAUAAUGUUUAAAAUUAAGUGGAGAAGUGGAUUCGCAGUAUUCACGAAUUCGAGUGGAACUCUUUUAUUCUUCUUUCUGCUUACAUAUUGUACCUGUUUGAUAUGUUUCUCCUUUAUGAUUACUGCAAUUAUUCGAACCAAAACAAAAGCAGCAGUGUUCGUGGCUGUAUUAGGAUUUGUUAUAUUUGUGCCAUAUUUGACGGGCAACUACAAGGAACAAAGUUUAACAGAAAAACUCAUAUGGUGUCUAUUAUAUAAUUCGGCACUUGGUUACGGUUUCAGGGUCAUAUGUGCCAAAGAAACGAGUGGAGAGGGCGCACACUGGACUAAUAUAUUUCAACCCAUAUCGGUUGAAGAUAGUCUUUGCAUAGGUUUUAUUAUCCUUAUAAUGCUAAUCUCCAUUUUGCUGUCAAUAUUUAUUUGUUGCUAUGCAGAACGAGUUAUGGCAGAUCCAUAUCCAACCACGCGAAACUGGAACUUCAUAUUUAGCGAUUGGUUGACAAUAACUGAAGUUCGGAAAAAAAGUGUACAUUUUGGUAGUGAAACAUACGAUCCUGUAGCAUUUCAGGAAAUUCCUCCAAACAAGAAAAUUGGUGUAAGCAUAAAAGGCUUAAAAAAAGUAGUAGGCGAUAAAGUAGUGGUGCCUGCUUUAUCAAUGAAUUUGUUUCAGGGUGAAAUAACAGUGUUUUUGGGGGGUAAAAAUUCGGGCAAAUCUGCAAUUUUGUCAAUGCUAGCGGGAAUGACACAACCAACAAGUGGUUCCGCCAUGGUUUUCACCCAUGAUAGUCGACAACAGAGUGGUCUUCAGCGAGCUCGUAGUUCAAUUGGUUUUUGCUUAAAAGAGGAUUGUUUGUUUGAUGAACUUACUGUAGUGGACCACAUAGUUUUUUUCUCUCGCCUGAGAGCUUUACAUGGAAGUGACGUUGAAACUGAAGUUAGUAAUUGGCUAGAGUUCAUGCAGCUGAGCGAUAUAGCCAACGUACAAGCGAAAAGACUUUCUGCCAAUAUGAAAAGAAAGUUGUCUAUUACCUGUGCUUUGUGUGGCGACAGUCGAGUCGUUUAUUUAGACGAACCUUCUCAAGGCUUAGAUAAUGAGUCCAAGUGGAAUUUUUGGAAAUUAUUACAAGCUGAAAAAGAAGGGCGCACAAUCUUAGUAACAACAAUAUCAUCAACCGAAGCUGAAGUUAUAGGUGAUCGCGUUGCUGUAUUGAGUGAGGGAGAAGUAAAGUGCUAUGGAAGUCCGUUGUUUUUAAACAAAAAUUUUGGUACGGGAUAUCGCUUGAUUUGUCUAAAAAAAGAAACAACAAAUAAGGACGAAGUCACUCUCUGGCUGCGCGAAUUUAUACCUGAAAUUAGGCUAGAAUAUCAGAAUAAAGAUGAAUUGGUCUAUCAAUUACCACCUGCAGACCAUCCAAAUUUCAUCCCAUUGCUAAAAAACCUGCCAGAAAAUAUUGAUAAGCUCCAACUCGGUGAUUACAUAAUAAAGAGUAAUACAGUUAGGCAGUUUUUCACAAAAGGAGAAAUUGAUCCAAUUGAAAGGAAUAGUGUGAAUUUAAAUACGAUCAACUCAUUGAGAAAACCGUAUGUGAAAACGCUUACACUGAUAAGACGUCGAUUGAUCGCCAUGUUCAUGAAGAAAGCGAUAUGUCUUAGAAGACAAUUAGCUUUACCUGUAAUUUUACUCGGAUCGCUGAUGUUUAUCAUAUUAUCUUGUCUAAUAACCUCCAUAUCCAAAUCAAGAUAUGAUCAAUGCCCAAUAACCUAUGCCAUAGAACAAUAUCCGAAGCUUGUAGCUAUUUUGGACUCUUCACAAUAUAACUCGAGUUCCUUGCCUAGAUAUGUUAUAGAGUACGAAGGACUACUUGACGAACAUAGAUCGAAUUAUAUUGUUAAAACAAUUUUUUCAAAAUCAUUUCCUGAAUAUAUGGUGGAAAUGCUUAAGGAUCAAAAAUUUCUGGUUAAUUCAGAGUACUUGGUUGCAGCCACCAUAACACAUGAACUAAUAAUUGCUUGGUUUAAUAAUCACCUUCUGCAUUCAGCGCCGCUAUCUUUAAAUAUGGUACACAAUGCAAUGGCAUAUUCAUUGCUUGGUAAAGAUGCAAAUAUCACAGUGAGUAAUAAACCCAUACCAUACGACAUAAACUCUUUAUUAGCGCGUGUGGGAAGUGAUAUGUAUGGAGGUUCAAGUUUAGCUUUAAAUUUUGGAUUGGCGAUGUCAUUUAUAUCUUCCGUCUUCAUUAUAGCCAUAAUAAAGGAAAGAGUGAACAAAUUCAAGCUGUUGCAAAAUAUUGAAGGCGUUGGUCCAUUGACUUAUUGGAUAACUCAUUUUGUUUGUGAUUGGUUCAUUAUUUUCGUUGCAGCACUAGUGAUAUGUAUUUCAGCUGUGGUGAUCGUAGGCAGGACUGCUUCAAUAAUACUGCGACUAGGUGGAUUACUUUUACUUUCGAGUGCCUUCGGCUUUGCUGUACUUCCAGUAAAAUAUCUGGAAGCAUUUUUCUUUAAUAAACCAGCAACAGGACUUGGUUACACUGUAUUUAUUAACCUUAUUCUGGGUCCGUGUUUGUAUUUGUCCCUCAAGUUAUAUCCAAAUAAGAUGGUACCAGAAUGGUUUUACAUAUUUCCUCAUUUCUUAGUGUGCUUAAGCGCUGAGAGGCUAUAUACUUCUUAUCUUUUAAAGAAAAUUUGCAACUUGGAAAGUGCUCGGCAACCAAAACUUAAGGGAAAUUCAAUAUGUUAUAAACCAAUAUCCGUAAUUGGAUUUGAUUAUCCUGGAAUUGCACUGGAGCUAUUGUUCUUAUUUAUAUUGGGUCUGCUUUAUUUUCUGUUACUCUUCCUAAUCGAAUAUGGUGUGCUCAUAAAAUUAUAUAAUCAAAUACACGGAUUAAUAAUUCGAAAGAAAAAUGAACCAAAUAGAAAUGAACUCUAUAAAGAUUUUCUAGCUGAAAAACGUAUGAUACAGGAGAUGACGAAGGAGGAAAUUUCGAUACAACCACUAGUGUUAAAAGGUGUAACCAAGUACUAUAAAAGUAAUAUUGCAGUCAAUCAAAUCUAUAUGCGUGUGCGGAAGUCACAAUGCUUCGGUUUAUAUGGGGAUCACAAAGCUGGCAAGACGACCAUUUUACAAAUGCUCGUUGGAGAGUCUCAUAUAACGUAUGGAAAUGGUUAUGUGAAAGGCUUAGAUUUGAGAACAGAUAGAAAAUCCAUUCGCAAAAUUAUAGGUUAUUGUCCACAAGAUAAUCCUUUAAUGGAUAUGUUUACUGGCCGAGAGAUACUUAUAUUUUUUUGUCUAUUGCAUGGCUACAAUGAAUCCAGAACAGACUUUGUUUGUAAAGAGGUUGAAGAAAAUUUCUUUCUUCAGGAUUAUUUUGAUUUGCGGAUCGAAAAUUAUACACUGAACGAAAAGCGAAAGUUAAGUAUUGCCAUUGCUUUAAUUGGAUCACCAGAAUUAAUAUUUUUGGAUCACCCAACAACAGAGGUUGAUACAGAUACCAGACGACAAAUUUGGCAAGUGUUGCAUAAAGUACUCAAACAUGGAUCAACGAUAAUACUUGCUUGUGAGAGUUCCAACGAGUGUAGUGCAAUGUGCACCCAUUUGAUUUUAUUAAGAAAUGGUGAAGGUGAGUUUAUUGGCUCGUUGAGGUAUUUGAAAAGAAAAUUGUCAAAAGGUGUUAUAAUAUACAUGAAGAUUAAUCGAAGUCUAGGUUCGAUCUUGUCGAUUUCGAGCUCUUCCAAUGAGUCAUUUGAGAGCAUAACAUCAGAAACAGAGAAACCCAAGGAACAUGCCAAAAUCAUAAGAAGACUGCGGUCUAGUGUUGUAAGAGACGUGAAAGGAUUUCUAAAGCAUAAAUUUCCGAAUGCCGUUCUACAAGAAGAAUACAAGGACUCAUUAAUAUAUUAUAUACCUUUAAAGACCAACACAUUACCAAAAAUUUUCACAAAUAUUGAGAAACAUCGAAGUCGGCUGUGCAUUGAACAUUACAGGCUACGUCAAACGGAUCUAAAUGAUUUUGUAGUAAAUAAUAUCCGCUUCCAUUGAAAUGAAAACAAUCUCUUAGAUUUGCAUUUUAUUUAAUUAAACACAAAAAUAAUGGACAAAUGAUGAACAUGAUGAAAGAUUUUGGUAUAUGUUAGCCUUGUAAAACUAAAACGAUUAUACUUUGAAAAUAAAAUUUUAGUGUACAAUUUGAA
Molecule: messenger RNA, 5179 nt
Organism: Teleopsis dalmanni
Lineage: Eukaryota; Metazoa; Arthropoda; Insecta; Diptera; Diopsidae
Product: phospholipid-transporting ATPase ABCA1-like
Exons: 15
Coding region: 90-5027 (1645 amino acids)
Biological process (GO): lipid transport; transmembrane transport
Cellular component (GO): membrane; intracellular membrane-bounded organelle
Molecular function (GO): ATP binding; lipid carrier activity; ABC-type transporter activity
Source: RefSeq, a predicted model, not a curated record